AUGUCUUCUUUUAAUAGAGUACACGAUGAUAUUUAUACUGACGUGGCUUCAAUGGAUUUAGUAGACGUUUAUACUGAAUCUCAGAUUGAGCCAAGUGUUAAUGGAUUAUUAAAGAGAUACUUCUAUCUUAUGAAAGAACCUUCAUACAUAGAUUGGAAAUUAAAUAAUAGCGAUAAAGUAAAAACUGACGAGGAACGACAAGAUUUGAUUAGAAAUAAGCUUGAGAGUAUAAGACGAUGUGAAAGAAUUUCACUAUUUCUUGAUGAAAGUGGUAUCGGAUUAAAUAGCUUUAAUGCUUGGAACAGGAAAUUUGCUAAGAAGAAAGGACUUAAAAGCGUUGAUCAAUCUACAAUUCCUGAUUGGGUGAGAAAAUAUUCACAUAAAAAUGAAAUGGUUGUUGAUGACGAUGAUGUGGAUGUUGAUGAAGAAAUAAGUGAGCAAAAAUCUAAACGUGCUUUACUUAAACCAUUAAAGUCUAAAGAUGAAGAGAAGAAACCUAAGAAAGCUGAGACUAAAGAUAAUUAA
Messenger RNA from Entamoeba dispar SAW760, 525 nucleotides. RefSeq lists its product as uncharacterized. The record is from RefSeq and is a predicted model, not a curated record. Bases 1 to 525 code for a protein of 174 amino acids. Lineage: Eukaryota; Evosea; Mastigamoebida; Endamoebidae. The transcript has a single exon.